Messenger RNA from Toxoplasma gondii ME49, 3086 nucleotides. RefSeq names its product PUB domain-containing protein. The coding region runs from base 456 to 2351 and encodes 631 amino acids. Lineage: Eukaryota; Apicomplexa; Conoidasida; Eucoccidiorida; Sarcocystidae. The record is from RefSeq and is a predicted model, not a curated record. The transcript is spliced from 14 exons.
GGAAACGCGGCCUGAAGUGGAUAAACGUUUUUCGUUGGAGACACUCCGGUGUCUGCUUUCUCAGGAAAAAGCCUGUGCUUUCCCCUCGAGGAAACGUCCCGCCCCCUUUUUGGACGUCUGUGUACACUCGCUCCUCGCUGGUUUGCCCUCGACUCGGGCGGCAGCUGGCGAUAGAGCUGCUCUUCGCAGCGAGGAAACAGGACGCGAGUUUCCUCUUUGCUUCGUUUGUUUUCUCGUCACCGUUCUUUCUCGAAAGGUGCCUCUCCGCCCCCCUCCGCGCUGCGUGUGCAGGCAGCCGAACACUGUCGCCGUCCGCGUUGAGGCCGUUCGCUCGCGGAGACAGAGAGGCAACAGCUUGAGAAGAAAAGGAGACACUCGAAGAAGCAACGAAGCAACCGGAAGACGAAAAGGUCCGGAGUCGUCUGUCGCCUUCGCCUCUCCUCUUCAGGUUCAAAAUGGAGGCAAGCAGGUCCUCGGAGAAAUGCGAAGUUGAAAUCCUUCUCUUGGAGACAGGAAAGGAGCUCGGCCGGAGUCCUGCGCAAAUGCAGCCCUUCGUCGACAAGCUCGUCAAGGACAACUGGCUAGACACUGCAGACAGCCUACGCGCCCUGUCGGCUCCCCAGUGGUCGCAGUUGCAACUACCUCUACGUCUCGAAGAACUUUUAAAAAAAAAAUUAAACGCAUCUCCAGCGCCAACUUCUUCUGCCUCUGCGUCCUCGGGCUCCGUUGCGUUCUCUCCUUCUGUUUCGUUCUCGCCAUGUUCUUCAUCUCCUGCCGCGCCGGCCGCUUCCCCUGCAUCUCCAGCCUCGAGGGAGGAACAAGCUUCUUCGUCCACAGGCAGCGAGACGGAGGCGCCGAAAAAGCGAGAGGGCAACGUAUUCACAGAAGAAGACUUUGCUGUCGUCUACGCAGCUGUCACAGACGAAACGCUCUUCCCUUUCUCGCUCACAGAGGCAAUAGAAAAACUCCAAAUCGACGUGCCUCGCGAUUCGCUGGCAGGGGUGCUUCGAACGUUGUUCACAGUCAUCGAUGGCGUUCUUGCGCAGCCCUCGAACCCAAAGAAGCGACGGCUGCGAAAAGCAAAUUCUUCUUUUCACAGUCAGGUUGGUCAAUUUCGAGCGGCGGUGAGAGUGAUGGAGGCCGCGGGCUUCUGCGAAGGGAAGAUGCGCGAUCCUGCGUCUGGCCUGUUGGAUGAUUUCUGGGUCAUGGACACAGCCUACGUGAUGCGACUGACAGACGCCCACCACCUUCUCGCACAGCUGGCUGAGCAUGCAGGCGUCCCCGCUCCACCCCUCCCGUCGUCGGGCUUCAAUCCGUACAGUUCGUCCAUCGUCUCUGCGUCAGGCACCUCUUUGAGUCAAGUGGCGGGCCAGCAUGGGCAGAUGAGGAAAAUCGAAAACGCUCAGCUGAAGGAGAAAAUUCGGCAGCGAGAACAACUCCUCGAGACAGGAGGAGGCGAAGAAGUCCCGUUGUCGCCUGCGGUGUAUGCACUGGAAGAACUGCGUCAGCGGGAGAAAGCAGAAAAAGCUUCUCUUGCUCACGAAAGCUCCGAUGUGGACGAGGCUCCGGCAGGCGAGAAGCCCACUCUGACCGCAGCAGACAUUGCUCGGAUUAAGGAGAUCAUGGGAGAAGGUCUGUCCUUCCGGUCGCGCAUGCAGCAGCAGUUGGAGCAGCUGGAGAAAAGAAAAGUCUUCAAAAGUUGCACGGUUCGAGUUCUUCUUCCCGACCGAGCUGUCCUCCAGCUGUCUUUCGCUCCUCAUAAAACUUUGCGAUUUGUGCGCGAGCAAGUUCAACAGUUUUUGCAUCCACUGCUGCGGAGUUCGUCUGGAGGUGAAGCGCGAGAAGAAUGUUUCUCGCGCUGGUUUCUUUGUGAAACGCCGCCGCUGAGGAAAGUCGAGUUGCACAAGACUCUGUAUCAAGAGGGGCUCUUGCCAAACUGCACUCUCCACCUCAAAUUUCCAGACGCCUGUCCUCGCUUCCCACACUCCUUCCUUGACCCCGAGGCUCUCCAACUCCACAACUUGAGAUAUUCAGCCCUCUCGCCUUCCUCUUCUUCUUCAUCUUCUUCUUCCUCUUCUUCUUCCUCUUCUUCCUCUUCUUCCUCUGAUUCGUCACCCGGUGACAUCAGUGGGGGUUCUCGUUCUGUGGUGGCGAGUGCAGAGAGACACGCAGAUCGACUGAAUGAGCAACUGAGUGCGCAGAGCGGAGGCGAGGGCGUUCCGCAAGUCGCGAGACUGUCUUCCGCGUCUGGGCCUUCGGGUGGAAGUGCAGCCGAGCGGAUGCAGGGUGGAGAGAAGAGCGCGGUGACGAAGAAGUCCUCUUUAGCGAGAAGCCUCUUUAAGCGAAAGUAGAGGACCAGGGAGGAGGGAGAGGGGAAAAGGAAGGGGAAAGGCAGAGAGAAAAGCUGUGUUGGAGGUGAGAGGAAGAAGCCUUGGUUUUUUGCCAAGACACCAGCGCAAGAUUCCUCAGGAACAGGAUCGGAAGACUCUCGGCGUAUAAGGCACUCUGAGCGAGUGUCAAAAAUCUUCGUCGAUUGCCUUCGCUGAAAGAGAAGAACGGAUAGAGGGAAUAUGGCUGUCGAAAACCUUCGAAGAAGACCAAGAAACGCGUCAAAACACACUCUUCUCAUGUGAAGGCACAACACGCAUACGAACUUGUGUGCAUAUAUAUAUAUAUAUAUAUAUAUAUGCAUGUAUGUAUGUAUGGUAUUGUUUGUUGUGUGUUUGCGUACACAAAAGAGGAAUGAAGAUGGAGAAGGGAAUGACGAGGUGACGAGGUUGUUCUUCAAGGGAGAGUGUGAAGAGGGAGAUUUUGGAGACAAGGUCUGCGAAGGAAAGUCGGGGAUAGCACGGCGUAUGAGAAACCAAGAGGGGCAGAUCGCAGCUUGCCAGCACUGAAGACGAUCAAGCGCGUAUUCUUUUGAGAGUUUUCAGAGCCUGCUAUGUUUCUUACUUCCUCUCGAGGUCAGGAAAAGGAGUUUGUGCGUCGCGAAGAAUCCAAACUCCCGGCAGAAGCGUUACACCAGAGUGUCUCUUUUGAAUUUUCCCGCGAGACAGACGCGCGUCUCUCGGUGUGUUGUGGGGCGG